This is a messenger RNA of Phycomyces blakesleeanus NRRL 1555(-), 484 nucleotides long. RefSeq lists its product as hypothetical. Lineage: Eukaryota; Fungi; Mucoromycota; Mucoromycetes; Mucorales; Phycomycetaceae. The transcript has 2 exons. Bases 173 to 379 code for a protein of 68 amino acids. The record is from RefSeq and is a predicted model, not a curated record.
AUGAAUUAUAUUUUUAAAGUCCCCAAUCAUCUUUGACUUUUGAAUGAAGGCUUUCUGGGAGCAAAUGGCUACAACAUUUUAAGCCCGUCUCGAUCUGAGAGGAGCCGAAAAAUAAGUCACAUUUGUGUGAAAGACAACGAAUUCAUAAUCGAUACUUCUCUCAUCAUUGACGAUGCAACGGCCAUCGAUUGUCACCUUGACAUUAAACGACCUCGAUGAUCUUGAUCAUCUCAAAGAUGAAUACGAAAUUCAGCACAGCCAAAAGCAAAGCAUACAAGAUGACUUGGAAACGGAACCUGUUAGUAAUACAGAACCUGUUCAGUUGACUCGCGCCCAACAAAGAGCCUUGGAUACAAAGCGUAGGAUGGGUUUUAUAUAAACACGCCAAAUAUAUAUCUCUGCGUUUUUGACUACACCCAAGCAAAGCAAGUUUCUUCCUUCCUUUUUUUUUUACGACUCUCAGGCACAAUUAUAAUAAAGACAC